Messenger RNA from Parascedosporium putredinis, 618 nucleotides. Lineage: Eukaryota; Fungi; Ascomycota; Sordariomycetes; Microascales; Microascaceae. The record is from the annotation of a GenBank genome assembly.
AUGUCGCGCGGCAUUGAUUAUCUCCUCCUCUGCGUCGCGCUGUGGUUCAGCGGCGUCUUGGCGCAGGCCUCUGUGACCACUGCAAAUAUAUUCAUACCCUUCGCUGCUGAUAACGGCGCGCUUCAGUCCGCCCUACGCGCCAGCGUCAUCUCGACGAAAGACAAGAGCACCGUCUUUGUUGCGACCUGCACUUCGGGCCCAUGCACCGCGCUCCCCGGCGGAUCGGGCACCUUGACAUUUACGGCUGGCCCUGAGACAUUCAUCUACACGACGGCGCCGAACCCCCAAAGUACCGUGGACAUCAGAUGCACGUUCAAGGACUGCCUCACGAAGCCCGACAUCGAAUGCACCCGUACCGACGUCUCCUCCGGCUCCACGAAGAGCACCACGACCAAGACCGAGAGCACCAACCUCAUGACCCUCACGCUGAACCACCAAGUGCCGUCUCCCACCCAGUCCAAGUGCACGGAUAAAAAGAAAAAGGUGGCAGAUAGUGCAAAGUCCAAGGUGAAGUCCAAGGUGAAGUCGGAGGGCGCGACGGAUCGGAUGGCUAAUUUGGCACUCGUGUCCAUGAUGGCGAUUGCUGCCGUGGUGGGAGGGUUGGCCGUGGUCCUGUAA